Molecule: messenger RNA, 3774 nt
Organism: Cynoglossus semilaevis (tongue sole)
Lineage: Eukaryota; Metazoa; Chordata; Actinopteri; Pleuronectiformes; Cynoglossidae
Product: phosphatidate phosphatase LPIN2
Exons: 20
Coding region: 324-2948 (874 amino acids)
Biological process (GO): cellular response to insulin stimulus; positive regulation of transcription by RNA polymerase II; triglyceride biosynthetic process
Cellular component (GO): endoplasmic reticulum membrane; nucleus; cytosol
Molecular function (GO): transcription coactivator activity; phosphatidate phosphatase activity
Source: RefSeq, a predicted model, not a curated record
UAAUUUUAAUUAAAUAAAAAAAUUACUUAUAUAUAUUAUAAAUACAGAUAAUUACGAUAGAUUAAUUAGAAAAUCUAAAUAUUUUUUUUUUAAGUUAACAAUGACUUACAUUAAGUUACCCGUAUGUUCUACUACAACAUUACGACACCUGUGGUCACGUGUUCCUCCCGCUGCCUGCUGCUGCUGGCUGAGUACAGCCGGGUCACGUGAUGCCGUCUCGUUCCCUCCGGCUGUAGCGGCGGCAGCGUUAAUGAGGUUGUAACUGCCGCCGGUGUUUGAGGAACGGAGAAGAGGAGUAACUCCUGCUGCAGCAGGUGGGCACCAUGAACUACGUGGGGCAGCUGGCGGGGCAGGUGCUGGUGACAAUGAAGGAGCUGUACAAGGGCAUCAAUCAGGCCACGCUGUCAGGAUGCAUCGACGUGAUCGUGGUGCGACAGGCCGACGGAACCUUCCAGUGUUCGCCGUUUCACGUCCGCUUUGGGAAACUGGGCGUGCUGCACUCCAGGGAGAAAGUGAUCGACAUAGAAAUCAACGGGGAGCCUGUGGAGCUGCAGAUGAAACUCGGGGACAACGGAGAGGCCUUUUUUGUUCGAGAGACGGAGGAGCUCAACGAGUUCAUCCCAGCCCACCUGGUCACCUCGCCCAUCCCCACAGAGGAGGCCCCGUUCAGGAGCCCAGACCACAGCCCGACGGCGAGUCCAGGCGACCAGAGCUGCCAGAACUCGGCUCUGAAGAAGAAGAAACGGCGCAGGAGGAAGCACCGAGCGGAGCCGCACAAGGAGGAGCAGCCCAGCACCACUGCAGGCAGUGAGCAGGAGCAGGAGCAGGAGCUCAGUUCAGACGAGGAGCAAAGGGCGUCCACCGUGAGCAGCAGACAACUCUCUCCCCUCGGUGACUUUGAGUGGGACAGCUAUCCUUUCUCUGACAGUGACUGGUCUCCCUGUUCUCUUGACGUGGCUGAACCUACGGCGCCCCAGAGCGACUCGGAGCUGUUGGUGAAGCCAGCUGGACGUACGCUCAGGGCAGAGUCUUACAUGCAGUGGACGUGGGGGGAGUUCCCAGAAUCCACCAGGGUCAUCAAGAAGGACAGAACAGAACCCAGAGUGUUGUCCAUCACUCCAUCUGAGAGCACACAUUUCCGGGUCAUUCUGAGCUCGGAGGUGAUGGAAGAAGAGUCAAAGGACGGAGAUAAGACCACGGACUCCACCUGCAGUAUAGUCAGACCGGAGCCUCGACCCUACAAACCCACCGCCUGCUGCCGUGAACCCCAACCUCCCGCAGCGUCGUCACAGACCAACGCUAAACCAGAGCGGAAGCCACGGUGGACGUCCUCACCUCCCAGCCGCAGGGACAGCGGCUCUGCUGCCAGAGGCGUGGACGCAGUUGGAGACAGAGAGAGGAAGGGCUCCACAAAGAGGAACCAACAUCUGGGACCGACAGACAUUUAUCUGGACGAUCUGAACUCACUGGAUCCUGAUGUGGCCGCUCUCUACUUUCCAAAAAGCGAGUCUGAGCCGGUUCCCAAACACUGGGUGGAGGUCCGACAGAAGGGACAGCGCUCCGGCUCCCAGUCCCCACAGUCAGUGGGCAGUGCUGCAGCAGACAGUGGCACCGAGUGUCUGUCCGACUCUUCAGGCGAUCUCCCAGAAGUCACUCUGUCACUGUGUGGAGGUCUGAACGAGGCCUCGGAGAUCUCCAAAGAGAAGUUCAUGGAACACAUCGUCACCUUCCACGAGUUCGCUGAGAAUCCUGGGAUCAUCGAGAACCCCAACCUGGUGGUGCGGAUUUCAAACAGGUAUUACAACUGGACGCUGGCUGCACCGGUCAUACUGAGCAUGCAGGCUUUUCAGAAGAAGUUACCAAAGGCUACGAUGGAGUCCUGGGCCAAAGAGAAGAUGCCAAAGAAGUCUGGACGUUGGUGGUUCUGGAGGAAGAGCAGCGUGACACAGUCAUCAACAGAGGCCAAGUCAGAGAGACAUCAGUCCCUGUGCGGCGCUGAGGCGAGCCCCGCCCUUCAGCUGGCCCCAGAAUCACAACAGAAAUCUCCAGAGUGUUCCAGUGACGAGGAGCUAAUGAUGAAAAAGCGUGACGUCGACGUCGCUCUGACGUCUACACAGACCUCACAGACUGACGAGGUGUCGAAAACCUCUCGUCUCUCCUACAAGAAGUCCCUGCGUCUGUCCUCUGACCAGAUAGCCAAACUGAAGCUGCGAGACGGAGCCAACGACGUCACCUUCAGUAUCACCACCCAGUACCAGGGGACGUGUCGCUGCCAAGGCACCAUCUACCUGUGGAGCUGGGAGGACAAGGUGAUCAUCUCCGACAUCGACGGCACCAUCACCAAGUCAGACGUGUUCGGUCACAUCCUGCCUCACCUGGGUAAGGCCUGGACUCACCCGGGCAUCGCCAAGCUCUACCACUCGGUGCACCAGAACGGAUACAAGUUCCUCUACUGCUCCGCCCGAGCCAUCGGCAUGGCAGCCAUGACGCGGGGGUAUCUGCAGUGGGUGCAGGACGGGGGGACGCUCCUGCCUCGAGGACCCCUGCUGCUGUCCCCCAGCAGCCUCUUCUCUGCCUUCCACAGAGAAGUCAUAGAGAAGAAACCAGAGAAGUUCAAGAUGGAGUGUCUCACCGACAUCAAGAACCUCUUCCUCCCAAACGCCGCUCCCUUCUACGCCGCCUUUGGCAACAGGCCGAGUGACGUCUCCGCCUACAAGCACGUGGGCGUGCCCGAGUGUCGGAUCUUCACGGUGAAUCCUAAAGGGGAGUUGAUGCUGGAGCAGGCCCGAGUCAACAAGACCUCCUACAGCCGACUGAGUGAGCUGGUGGAGCACGUUUUUCCGCUGCGGAACUCGCAGCACAGCGCCACCUUCAGCUGCCCAGAGUUCAGCUCCUUCUGCUACUGGAGACAGCCAAUCGCUGAGGUCUGCUGUGACGAGGUGCUCUGAAGUUAUCACAACCAGGAUCACCAAGGUUUUUAGAUUUGUAUAUAUGUAUGUAUAUGUAUUAACAUAUAUUUAUAUGUAUGUUUAUACACAGACACAGACUGAAGGAAAACAGCUGUAUAUAAACAUAUAUACAGCUGUUUUCUCCUGUGUUGUUUCAAAGACCCCAGUUUUGGACAAGUCUGCAAAGGAAUGUUUAAUAUAAUUAAUAUAUUGUAACUUGUUAAAGUGUAAACGCUGUUAGCGUAGCAUCCUGAACAUUUCAUCAUCGUUCAGGACGUUCUCCUUUGUUCCAAUGAUUAAAAACAUUGGAGAUUUCUUUUUUAAAUUUUGUUCUAAUUGUCCUCGCCAUCAGUGACAUCAUCACUGUCCUGAGCAGACUUGACCAAUCACAUUUAUGUGUAUUUGUGGACUUUGACCUCUGACCUGGUCAAGUCCAUGUGUGUUUUUAUACUGCUCUGUGGUGACCUCAGUUUGGAACAGCCUAAAUCACUGUUGACUAAUGUUGACCGUAAACAUUUCAACGGUUUCUAAGAGACUGCAUGGAUAUUUGAGCGUUUUCCCAAAUGAGAUUUAGAGAAAAAAAAAAAAAACUUUCUUCUUUCCGUGAAAGAGUUAAAACUCUCACACUCCCAUCUGCUGCUGCAGUGUUGGCUGUUUCUGACUGUUGUCAUUACGGUGUAGUCGAGCUCCUGACGUUAUGACUGAAGAAUCUCAGCACAAAUUAAUUCAACAAUUCAAUUCUAAUUUGGUCAAGUUUUUACUUCCACACUUUCAGUCUGUAGUGUAGACUGCACACUUCAGGAGUACCCCCCCCCCCCCCCCCCCC